AACGAGAAGCGACGCAUAGCGACGCAUUGUGCCAUGCUUGACGUUUGACGCAUUGUGACGCCAUGACCAAAUGUCUCGUUCUAAGGCCACAGAGAGGAACGAAGCAUGGAGAACGCCAACCUGGUGCAAGGUGCGCUCUCUUCACACUCUCCUGUAUCAACGCUUUGAACUUUGCAGAUCGCUACGUGCCAGCUGCGGUGAAGACUUCUAUGGAGAAGGACCUUCAAAUCAAUGACUGGCAAAGCGCUCUGCCUUCCAUGGCCAUGACUGCAGUCUUCACGGUGGCUUCCUUAAUCUUUGGUUUCCUGGCGGAUCGGGAGAUCCUGGAUCGAAGGAUCAUCCUGGCCUCCGGUAUUGCUUUCUGGUCGUUUGCCACGGCUUUGGCCGGAUUUGCGCAGGACUUGAUCCAGCUGGUGGUCUUCCGUGCACUGGUGGGAGUCGGAGAGGCGGCCUUUGCAACGAUUGCCUCACCCAUGAUCGCUGAUUUCUACCCAGGACCUCAGCGAAAUCGCGCUUACACAAUAUUUGGUCUCAGUGCCCCAGUGGGCGCAGCCAUCGGAUUUGGCAUUGGCUCCAUGCUGGGUGCCCACCUCGGUUGGAGAUAUGCCUUUUUCGUGUGUGGCUUCCCUGGUGUCAUGGUCGCCUUUUCUGUGUUAGUCCUCAACGAUCCCCCAAUGGGCAUCAAUGACGACGCAGAGGACCCAAUGCAUUUGGAGGACAGCGAGUCCGACGAGUCCUCCGAAUCGGACGCUCCAAAGCGCUGGUUCCAGGAGGAAAAGCAGCUCUUGGGGAACGUUUAUUUCUUCCUGGCCACGAUGGGAUCUGUGGCAAUCCAAUUUGCCCUGGGAGGUCUCACAGAAUGGUAUCCCACAUUCUUGGUUCGCUUCGCCGAGAUGCCCGAGUCCAUGUCUGGUCUUGUGCUGAGUGGCUCGUGCAUCAUCAGCGGCAUCGGUGGCACGGUUCUCGGCUCCAAAGUGGCCGACUCCGCUGCACGAAGGAUUGGGAGCGGUGCGUAUUUCUUGGUGCCCGCAGCCUUUAUGGUACCUGCUACGGCCCUGGUGGCUUUGUCCGUGAACCUGAAAGAGAAGCUGCCCUUGAUCAUUGCGUUGGUCCUGGGAGAGACUUGUUUCUUCUCCUACCAGGCUCCCAUCACUGCCCUUUCCAUGUCAGUGAUUCCAGUGCACACGCGUGCCCGGGGAUCCUCACUGCAGAUCUUGUUGUGCCACGUCUUGGGCGAUGUGAUCAGUCCACCCAUCAUCGGGAAGAUCUCAGUGUCCAGCAGCUUGCGCGUGGCUCUGCAACUGCCGUGGGUGGCGGUGCUGAUCGCGGGUCUGACCUGGGGUGCGGGAUAUUUCUGUUUGGCACCUCCACCGAUGGAGAUCAAGCCAAAGGCCAAUGAUCAAGGAACGCUUUGCGUCCUUUUACACCGAGGGAUUUCCUGUCUCGAUCAUUUCUGCGAUGACUCAGACCACUCAGAUGAACAAAAGGAUGCCGAAUGAGGAAGGACGGCUUCUUUAGAUUUCUUUAAUGCAGAAUUAUGUAUGCUUGACGAACAUAUUG
Molecule: messenger RNA, 1560 nt
Organism: Durusdinium trenchii
Lineage: Eukaryota; Dinophyceae; Suessiales; Symbiodiniaceae
Source: the annotation of a GenBank genome assembly